This is a messenger RNA of Schistosoma intercalatum, 846 nucleotides long. The record is from the annotation of a GenBank genome assembly. Lineage: Eukaryota; Metazoa; Platyhelminthes; Trematoda; Strigeidida; Schistosomatidae.
AUGCCAGAACAGCCAACAGAUUAUCGUGUAGCUGUAUAUGGUUCAGGAGGAGUUGGUAAAACAUCACUUGUACUUCGAUUUGUACGUGGAACAUUCCGUGAGACAUAUAUUCCAACCAUAGAAGAUACAUACAGACAGGUAAUCAGCUGUAAUCGGCAAGUAUGCACAUUACAAAUUACUGAUACUACUGGUAGUCAUCAAUUUCCAGCUAUGCAACGAUUGAGUAUUAAUAAAGCACAUGCAUUUAUCCUUGUAUAUUCCAUAACUAACAAAGCUUCAUUUGAUGAAUUACAACCAUUGUAUACUGAAUUAGCAUUAAUUAAAAUGGAUGAAUUACCAAAAAUACCAAUUAUGCUUGUUGGUAAUAAAAUCGAUGAAAAUGAUAAUCGAGAAGUUAGUCCAGCACAUGGUAAAGCAUUAGCACAAAAAUGGAAAUGUGGUUUUAUGGAAACAUCAGCUAAAUCAAAUUUAAAUGUGAAAGAAGUUUUUCAAGAAUUAUUAAAAAUGGAAACACGACGUAAUAUGACAUUAGUAGGUGAAAUAAAAUCACAUUCACGUUUUGUAUCAUUUUUUAAACGUCGUUCAAAUGAUACACAUACUAAUAAUACAAUUGGUGUUGUAAACACUGGUAUUAAUAAUACUAAUGGUACAAAUUUUAAUAAUUCUACAUCAAUUAUUGAUGCAUUAGAUAUGCCUAGACAAAUAAAUACAAUACAAGAACAAUCUAUUGCUAGUACAUCAAAAGAUACUAAAACUUCAUCAAAAUUAAAACGAUUUUUAAGCAUUAAAACUUAUUCUGAAUCAAUGAGAACAAUGAAAAAAGAUAAGAAUGAUGAUAUUGCAUAA